AUGGAAAUAAAACCUGAAAUCAUAUUCAUCGGAAUUCUGAUUCUCGUCCCCGCACAAUGGUUUCUGUCUCCAUCGGAAACCGGACAUUUGAAAUAUCAUUUGAACAGCUUAAUUGCCACUGCAAAACAAUAUCUUCCGGAUUUUUUGACGAUGAAAAAGGAUUCAGAUGCGGAAGCGGCGGAGAGUAAAGCGAUGGAAGAUGAGACGAAUCCCGAUGGAAAUGGGGCGUAUGGAAUGGGUCGCUACCUACGCCAACGAGCGCCAGAAGUAGAAUUCCGAGUUGGCGACGUCGUUUAUCACAAGAAAUUAGGAUUCCGAGGACUAAUUAUCGGUUGGGAUGAGCUAGCGAUCGCUCCGGAGAAGUUUUUGAAAGUGGCACAUGGUGAUAAUAAGGCAAGUCACUUUGCCACUCAACCGAACUACGCGAUUCUCAUCGACACUCGGGAUCGUUUUACACCUCAGAUGUCUUAUGUGGUUCAGGAGAAUAUUCAACUGGAUAAGGGGACUAUUUGGCAUCCAUUAGUUGAAAAGUUCUUCGAUGGAUUCGAUGAAAAACGGCUGAAAUACAUCAUGCGGCCAGUGUACAAACAGUACUAUCCGGAUGACUAA
This is a messenger RNA of Caenorhabditis briggsae, 609 nucleotides long. The coding region runs from base 1 to 609 and encodes 202 amino acids. The transcript is spliced from 5 exons. Gene Ontology annotation, molecular function: DNA binding. The record is from RefSeq and is a predicted model, not a curated record. Lineage: Eukaryota; Metazoa; Nematoda; Chromadorea; Rhabditida; Rhabditidae.